CUAACCCAACAAAAGGCAGAUCCGGCUGGUUGGGAUGGAAACGGAGUCAGGGGGUGAAGAGGACUGGAGACACACAUACACACACUCACAAAGCCAAACAUUACUACGUGAAUAUUCACACAAACACAUAGAGGUGGUAAGGAGGUUUGAGCUUCACCCCUCCUGAUCAUGACGACUCAUGAAUGUUUGCCUGCUCUCGUCCUUCUCACACACAGACUAUCAGAGUCUGCGGGUACCUGAAGGUUGACUACAGAUGUUUUACACCAUGUCAGCUGUGACCAAUCAGCCUCUUCCCUUUGGCCGACUUGAGCGAGAGAAGCACAUCCAGAUGAUCUUUAGAGCUUUCCAGAACCGCUGCGGGCCUUCGUGUGAGUGCCACGAUCACUCACCUGCACCCAAAACCCACCAAACGCCUCCUGACUGGGAAUCUGCUGAGCUGCAUCAGCUGUCAGAUCUGCAUGCUCCUGAGAGGAAGGUGGAGAACAGCUACACACAGCCACCACCAGGGAAAGUGAGCAGGCCAGCGGUGGAGGAGCGGUGGCUUGGAGGGGCAGCAGGAUCACACUUCAUGUCUGUGCUGGAAACAGUCAAUCAGAUACAUGUCACUGCCAGACCAGAGCUGCAAGGUCCACAGUGUGUUCCCAGGAGGAUCUACAGCAUCAGCACCGGAGGCCGCAGGUCACAGUUAUUUGUGGCUGUGGAAGAGAGUUCCUGUGUGUGCCUCCAGUGUUGUGGUCCGGCUCGGUCCUGUUCCUUGCAGGGCUUCGACUGUCAGGGCCGACAGGUUUUUUAUUUUGAAAGGCCCCUCAGGGUGGAUGCCUGCUGCCUCGGCUGCUGCCUGAUGGAGAUGAGGGUCUACACACCGCAAAAGCAUCUUAUCGGCACGGUGUGUCAGAGGUGGAGCAUGUUCACCCCUCUACUGGAAGUGCGUGAUUCAGAAGGAGCGUUGACCAGCAGGAUCCAGGGCUCCUGCUGCCCGUACCGCUGUUUCUCCAAUCAACAAUUCCAGAUUGUCUCCAACAUUGGUGAGAAAAUGGGCACAAUAUGGAAGAAAUGGCCUGGCUUCAACGACGAACAUAACAUGGACCAUGAAUAUUUUGGGUUGGAGGUACCAUUGACCAUGGAAUCACACAAUAAACUGCUGCUGCUGGCCGCCACUUUCUUGUUGAAUUACAUGUUCUUCGAAAUGAGCUGAUCAAUGAACAGGAUCAAUGAAGAGUAAAAUAUUGUUGGAAAUGGGCUACAACUAAUGACUCACACCAGCCAAGUCAGUUUAUGGAACAACAGACUAUAUG
Messenger RNA from Centropristis striata (black sea bass), 1295 nucleotides. Its product is annotated as phospholipid scramblase family member 5. The transcript is spliced from 8 exons. Gene Ontology annotation, biological process: plasma membrane phospholipid scrambling. Bases 254 to 1195 code for a protein of 313 amino acids. The record is from RefSeq and is a predicted model, not a curated record. Lineage: Eukaryota; Metazoa; Chordata; Actinopteri; Perciformes; Serranidae. Gene Ontology annotation, cellular component: plasma membrane. Gene Ontology annotation, molecular function: phospholipid scramblase activity.